AGCAAUACGGUCACACCUCACAAAACAGCUGUCUACGGCGGCCUGGUUAUUUAACUCGAGUGGAAUAGCCAGAGAUUCAAUAAAAUAAAUUCUGAAUUAGAAUUAGAAAUGAGACACGCUCAAUUCAUAGCACGCACUGUGUUUGUGCACAACAACAACGUGGAGGAGGCAUGCCGUCUUCUUAACCGCAUACUCGGCAAGGAAGAAAUCUUCGAUCAGUUCCGCCGCACGCGCUUCUAUGAGAAGCCCUACCAGGUGCGUCGUCGUGUUAAUUUUGAGAAGUGCAAAGCCAUCUACAAUGAGGACAUGAAUCGUAAAAUUCAAUUUGUGCUACGAAAGAACCGUGUGGAUCCGUUUCCAGGCUGCAAUUAAAUUUACAUGAUUUAUUGUUUUGCCGUUGUUUUUUAAAUAAAUCUAAAACAUAGUUAAAAAACAAA
This is a messenger RNA of Drosophila mojavensis, 437 nucleotides long. It is a transcript of the gene mRpS21, whose product is annotated as 28S ribosomal protein S21, mitochondrial. Gene Ontology annotation, biological process: translation. Gene Ontology annotation, molecular function: structural constituent of ribosome. Gene Ontology annotation, cellular component: ribosome. The transcript is spliced from 2 exons. The record is from RefSeq and is a predicted model, not a curated record. The coding region runs from base 109 to 372 and encodes 87 amino acids. NCBI's taxonomy places the organism in Eukaryota, Metazoa, Arthropoda, Insecta, Diptera, Drosophilidae.